Molecule: messenger RNA, 1590 nt
Organism: Fusarium sp. VM40
Lineage: Eukaryota; Fungi; Ascomycota; Sordariomycetes; Hypocreales; Nectriaceae
Source: the annotation of a GenBank genome assembly
AUGUCUCCUGCACUGCGGCUCCCGUCUCUUCGUAUAUUGGCAAAACAAACAAAUGUCGAAGUGACAGCUACACCAUCGUUGAACAUCGACCUUCCGGACAAUGAGCAUUCUAUUACGAAUGUCAACGAUCUCUUGUCGUUCGUUCAAGACUCUCAUCUAUGGAUCACUCGGUCGGGUGCCUGUCGCAUUCAGAUUUCAGUUGCCGUGAAUGGCCGUCCAAUACUAGAGAGUACCCGCCUCGAAAGUAUCGCCGAGGCAGUUAGUAACUGCGAGGUUUGGGAUCGUCUGGGAAUUCGUCUCAACUAUGACAGAUCAUGUACGGUCGGGCUGCCAGGACUCCUCUCUUUCUCCCUCCAGCAUUCCGAUCUCUCAUCGGUUCUGGUAGCUCCGUCAUCGGCGUGGACUACCCCGUUUCGAACUCUGUUGGUAGCGAUCGAUGUCUGCAAACUAGGCAAGCGACAAGAACCUCCUGGGAAGUCUACCAGAACAAGCAAACGUCGGAAGAAUACGACCGAGCCGGCAGAAAAGGUUGAGCCUCGUUCGGCGAGCGAUCUGUUGGAGACUCUAGAGCCAGUAGACCAGCAAGCUAUUGAGAACUUCAUAUCUAGUCUCAACCUUCCAUUAAACGAGGGUUUAGGGAACUCGCCUCAGGCGCCAGUCCGGAGUGAAAGUGCUACCUACAUCGAAGACUUGGAGAUCUUGCGCUCCUCAUCCCUGAUAGACAUUCUCUUUGAGCAGUUAGUUCUGGGGCGGGAGAAAACAUACAGAGGGUAUCAUGUCUGGGGCUGCGAGCCAAAAUACAGUCUCGUCAACUUGGCGCCUGGUGUUUUCCACAUGCCCUAUCUUAAGAAUGUGUCAGAUCGUGCCCAAUUACUACCAAUUAUUGCGACAUCGAUAGCGCGCAUGCAGUAUGCCGAAUCUCCAGCACUCAGACAAAAGGUGGCCGACUUACGAUUAUGCAACAAAUCGUCUGCUAAUGUGUAUAACCAAGAAGUAGACUGUGUAGCUGCCAUUGAGAAAAGUGCAUGGGAGGUACUUCUUACACAUGUACAACUCCCAUUACUGGCCAACAAGAGAAGAAACAAGAGGCCAGCACUUCAUGACACAAACCAGCACAAUUCAGAUCAAGGAAUUGUUACUGCAAGAUAUGAACAGUUUGUUACAGUGGUUGAAGGAGGUUCACCAGAAGCACGGGUAUGCGAUAAGCAGGAAAGUCAGGAGAAUACAAGGAUGAAGGUAAGAUGGGACGCCAUGAACAACUAUCCAGACACGGCGAAGUAUGGAGAGUUCAAUGAGACAAAUCGUGAUCCGAACCCCAACCUUGUUGGUACGCAUCACGAUCCAUGGACCAGCUCAGUCCACAGCCCAGUCUCCCCAGAUUGGUCACAACAGGAACUCGGCGGGCCGAACUGGCUAGGGGACGAUAUGGCAAUGGCGAAGCCCAUCGAUGAGGUACCCAUUGAGCAAAGUUAUGGGCAUAUAGGUUGGAUAGGUCAGAGUGAGAAUGUAGUGUCAGAGGAGGGUAUAGCGGGUGAUCUGGUCAACUUCCAAACAUUGGACCAUUGGCUCAUUUGCAAUAAUGAGAUAUAA